UCUUUAUCCCCAGAAAGGCAGCAAAAAGUUUACUUUCUCCCCAACCGCUACCAAAAAACCAAAGAGCAAAAAGAAGGCUUAAACCAAUUAAACGAGACGAGACGAGACGUGAAAGCCGGAGUAGUAUUGCCUACCUUGUCCCAGCGCCCCGCUUUGUAUGGUUCACUAUUGAAUGGAAAUAAAGAUAAUUACCAACAGCAAGCCCAAACUGCUUGCCAAGAAAAAGAGGAAAAGGAGAAACAAAUCAUUCAACAAAUCAAUCAAGACUUACAUUUAGGUUUAAAUAAUCCGAGUUUAAAACAAGUAAUUAACCGAAUUCAACAGUUAAUUAAUAAACCGCCCAUUUACUUUACUUCUGAUAAUGGCAAUUUACAAAAAGAACUAGACCAAGCCAACCAAACUAUUACCAGACUAGAACAAGAAUUAGCGACAAAUAAUACUCCUUUUGGGGAAAACCUAGAAACUAUUAAAGAAAUUGACUUAAAAGGUUUAGUAAAAGAAUUAAAUAUUCAGUUAUCUCCUAACGCCAUUCAGCAAAUGGAGCAAGCCACUAAUUAUCAACA
Molecule: messenger RNA, 563 nt
Organism: Entrophospora sp. SA101
Lineage: Eukaryota; Fungi; Glomeromycota; Glomeromycetes; Entrophosporales; Entrophosporaceae
Source: the annotation of a GenBank genome assembly